UGAUCUGAUAACAAACGAACAAUGGCAACUGCCAGUCAAGUAACGUCUUUAAAGACACAGCAGAAUCGUUGUCGUCUUUUUCGUCUGCAAAUGCUGAUUAUAGACGGCGGACUACUUAUUCUUAGGAAUAUUUUCAAUCAAAAACUGCAAAAUGUCCCUCUUGUCACAUUUUUGAAGAAUGAAAGACACACAAUUACAAACUUAAGAACACGUGGAAAAAUUACCCAGGUACAAUAUGAUCUACUAUUUCCAUCAGGUGGCAGCAGUCCAGCUGCAACAGACCUAGACAUCACGUUAAUCAUAUGUCUCCUUAGAAACAUCAAGUCAUUCGGGCUGAACAAGAACUUUCAAUGGAACUCAAGUCCUACACCAGGUGAUACCUCAGUUGAAGCUGAUAUUUCCCGUCUGAAAAUGUACAGGAACGAGCUCAGUCACAUAUCUUCAACAAGUGGAAUAACGUUGCCUGUCUUCGCAACAAAGUGGACGGAGAUCGAACAGGUUCUUUUGAGGUUAAACUUGGCAGUGACUCCCAUACCAAACCUACAAAAGAUGAUUGAUGACUUUAAAGUGAAUCCCCUUGAUCCCGAAGCAGAAAGAAGGGUACAGAAGGCCAUAGACAGUUGGCAAAUGUUAGAAAAGGGAGUAGAAGCAGAUUUAAAACUGAUAAAAGAGAAAACCAAGGAUAUAGAAUUUUCUGUCAAAUUGCAAACUGUAACCGUGAAGGAGUUAAACAAGAAGACCAGUGAAAAUGCUAAACAAAUACAGGAAUUAAAGUUAAAGGAAAAAAGUAGAAAAUGUGUCACAGCAGAGACAGACUCAAUGAGACAGUCUCAAUAUAAAGAGUCGAAAAAAAGUAAGUUAUAGCUCUUUAUGUAAUAAUAACAUAUUUAAAAG
Messenger RNA from Ruditapes philippinarum (Manila clam), 894 nucleotides. RefSeq lists its product as uncharacterized. The record is from RefSeq and is a predicted model, not a curated record. The coding region runs from base 22 to 864 and encodes 280 amino acids. The transcript has 4 exons. NCBI's taxonomy places the organism in Eukaryota, Metazoa, Mollusca, Bivalvia, Venerida, Veneridae.